Triticum aestivum (bread wheat) is the source of this 1345-nucleotide messenger RNA. RefSeq lists its product as uncharacterized. Lineage: Eukaryota; Viridiplantae; Streptophyta; Magnoliopsida; Poales; Poaceae. The record is from RefSeq and is a predicted model, not a curated record. The transcript has 6 exons. Bases 380 to 766 code for a protein of 128 amino acids. Gene Ontology annotation, cellular component: nucleus.
UUCUUGCUGGGCUCGUGCGGCUCGCGGGUGGGGAGCGCGCCCGUUAAGAAGCCCGGCCCGUUUCGAUGGCACACAGAUCAUCGCCGCUCUUCUCGUCUUGUCCCCUUCCUCAUCUCCUCGUGUUCUCAGUCACUUCGUCCCCUCUCUGCCUCAGUGUCUGGCUUCUCCUCUUCCUGCUCUUUUUUCUUUGCUAGAUCUGCUGACUAAGGUGCUUCUGUGUGGUUAUCUAUGUUGUUUGCAGGACUUUCCAAUCGGGCGGUUUGGCUGCUGUAGGAUUGCCUUGGCUGCAUACCAUCCUUUUCCAGGCAAAAAGGGUCGAGCUGAAGACAAGGCAUGAUACACCAGAUGUGAGCAACCUUCAGAAGUGUUGCAUGCUUUUAUGCUUGGAUUUGACAUUGCCGAUGCCGUUGCCUUACUUCGUCUUGAUGACCUGUAUGUGGACUCCUUCGAGAUCAAGGAUGUGAAGACACUCAGAGGGGAGCUUCUGUCACGUGCCAUUUCGCGCCUAUCAGGGAAAGGAGGCAAGACCAAGAUUUACCACUCGGCGGAUUUCGUUGCUGAUGGAUUGCCAUUGCUGCAUCUCCUUUUUUUGCCGCUAUGGUUUGCCCUGUUUGUCGUUGUCUGGGUGCCCCUUGUGUACCAUUGGCGCCAGAUCAUGAAGUCCCUGAAGUUUUUGAUGUUGUCCUUGAUGAGGAUUGCUUCAGGAGAAUGGCAAUCUUCCUCUGCAUCACUUUCAUUCUCACCACUACUGCAAUCCAGAUGCUAAAUGCAGAUGUCCAGAAUCAACCAGAAGCUAACAUGAAGACUGAUUAAAGGAAGAGGUGGUGGGGAUCAUCUUUUACCUUGCAAAUUCAUGAAGCAGGUUCUUCUCCAGGUUUAUAUCUUCUCGAGUUUUGAUCUUCUUCUAGACAGAUCUGUCAUUCUAGAAUGAUAUGACGGCUCAUCCAUUUUUUUGGAUUGUUCUGCUGUUGUGGAUCUAAGGGCGUUUGGUGGAGAAGGACUUUGCAAGGAAGAAAUUUAGCACAAGAUCUAUAGAGAGUUCAAAAGAGAUAAACACAUCUCAGGUUUGUUUCGGCGUCCAUGGCGGCGGCUGAGUCUUUGCGGUGUCGGGGAUGAAAGUGGAGGAAGAAGACCUAGUGGCUCUGCGCGUUAGGUGGAUUCUGUAUAGUGGGUUUGUCUCUUAGCGGGUUCAGGCCCGUUUUAGUUUUUGGCUGAUGACUGAAGGCAGAAAUAUAAAGUCAGAACUCUUUUUUCAGCCCGUUUGACUGCUGGCCUUUUUCGACUGACCACAACUUUGGGUCAGUUAAUUUGUUCUGAAUAGUUAUGUUUCCUUACCUUCUACAAA